Saccharomyces eubayanus is the source of this 1050-nucleotide messenger RNA. RefSeq names its product Lrs4p (gene LRS4). The coding region runs from base 1 to 1050 and encodes 349 amino acids. The record is from RefSeq and is a predicted model, not a curated record. The transcript has a single exon. NCBI's taxonomy places the organism in Eukaryota, Fungi, Ascomycota, Saccharomycetes, Saccharomycetales, Saccharomycetaceae.
AUGACAACUUUGUUGCAGCUUUUGUCAAACUAUUAUAAAGCUAAACUAGAAUCGGAACGAAUAUAUAAUGAGUAUGUUCAAUCGCAGUACGAGUUUGCCUCUUCGGACAACUUGAACAAUAACAAAGAUAACCAGUUUUCGAAGAAGGUUGUUGAUGAAACUUUAUUCUUACAGCGACAGAUUGCUCAAUUAAAUAAGCAGUUACAGCUUUCAUUUCAACAGAAUGAGAAAUUACUAAAUGUACAGAAGAAUCAAAAGGCACUAUACCAAAGUAAAUUAUCCAACAAAGACACACUUAUCGAUGACCUAAAACUCAAGCUAAAAGUUGAGAAGAUACCCAUAAAUAGAGAAAGGACACCCUCUAUCACUUCUGAUGAGCAACGAGACAAUUUAAAAUCGCCGCAUAAACCCACGAUUCAUCUUCUUUCGCCAAUUGUUAACCGUGAUAAAAUCAAAAAUCAAACUAAAGACCAAAACAACAACGAACCUGACUCACCUAUAUCAAAGAGAAAAUCAAAAGGGUUGAGAUCUUUAUUGAGUUCGGGGAAAAAUACAAUCUUUGAUUCAAUAUCCAAGAAUCUCGACGAUGAGAUUAAUGAAAAUGGACCUAUGAGACAGGAUAAUGAAUCUUCUAAGACGGCAGAUAAAUCAGUAUCAAUAUCACCAUUGCUUUCAAAACCCGCAGAAUCGCAUAAGGAAAAGAAAAAUAGUAUACUGAAAGGAUACAUAUUUCCUUCGAAGGAUGACCAUUUGGCGGACCAUGAUAUACUGCCACCUAGAAAACUAGAUAAUAUUGAGCUGUCGAGUAUCGGUGAUUCGACCACGAUGACAUCUAGGAGCUCAACUGCCAAUACAAACGACACAUUGAGGAACGAAGAAAAUCGUCAUGGAAUUGACAAUCUAAAAAGAAUCAACACCUUGGUCAGUUCCCCAGUCAAGGGCGUAUCCGAUACAAAAAAGAAAAGAAAACUAACGAGGCAACGGAUCACCACAUUGCCCAAUUCAGAUGAGGAACUGAAUAACGAUUUAAAUAUAGAUGAGUUUGUGUAA